AAGACCCAAAAUCUCCAGCCAGCCUCCCCUCCGCCCCAACACAACCCGCCCUGCCAGCCUCAGCCAGCCAACAACCUUUUGCACUGAGUUGUUCCAACACCUCCCUCCCCAGUGUCUAAUCUUGCCAUCGCGAGCCGCGGCCUCGCCAUUUCUUUGCUGCACCUUCGCCUGGGUAGCUUCCUUUUCCUCGACGCCCUUUGCGCCGCGCCGCCAGCCAAAAGAAUUAGCUGCAGAGCAGCGUCGCCUCGCCGUUCCCAAGAGACCAGCGCCCGUCCCCCUUUCCGUAGAUUACAAGCCGCCGCGAAUUUCACGCAGCAUCAACACGAAUCUCGUCCCUCGCUAGCAGCAUAAUCCAUAACAACAAUCUUUGUAUGGUAGCCGCACAAGCAGCAACAACACUCCGACAGAUACGAAACCGUCAGAAAGCUUAGUCUGCUGCUGCAUGCUCAGAAAUGGCUGCCCGUACCACGCGGCGGCUCGCGCUUGCGCUUCUAGCGCUAGUCCUCUCAGCAGCUAUCUCUCUCGCGGUCGCGCAGAAUGAUCCCGCCGCUCCGCAAGAUUCCUCCUCCUCUUCUGCCGCCGGUCAACCUAUAACCUCAGAAGCGGGGCCAUCGACCGCCACAACUGCGCCGUCCGAGGGGAACAAGGUCUACAUUGUGCGCAUGCGCGGAGUCCCCCCCCUCGCGGGGUACACGGGCGGAAUCUCGGGGUACGAGGCCACGGCUCCGCGCACUCGCGCGGCGCAAUGGGCCGCGGCGGCGGGGCAGCGCCUGCGCCAGCGGCUUCCGCGGAUCAAUCUCCGCAAGGGCCCUGCGAAGGCGUUCGCCAAGAUGCUCGGGCGGAUGCAGGAAAAAGUCGCCAAGGACAUUAAUCUCCCUAUGAAGAACGUACUCUACAGUUAUAAGUUCGUGAGCAACGGAUUCGCGGCGAAACUCUCCCCCGAUAAAGUGGAGCAACUUAAGAGGCAUCCGGACGUUGCUGACGUGUUCCCGUCGUACACGAUGCACAAGCUGACGACCGACUCGUCGGAGUUCUUGAAGCUGCCGGACAGCCUGUGGGCCGUGAACGGCGGGCAGAGCAAGGCAGGCGAGGACGUGGUGGUGGGGAUCGUGGACACCGGCAUCUGGCCCGAACACCCGUCGUUCAGCGAUAAUACCUCUAUCCCGUUCGGCCCUCCCCCCGCGUCGUGGCGCGGCACGUGCCAGACCACCGACGACUUCCCCGCGUGCAACAACAAGCUCAUCGGCGCGCGGCACCUCAGCCUGGGCUUCCGCGAGAUGACCGGCGACGUGGAGGACCUCACGUACGACUGGGGCUCCGCGCGCGACGCGGACGGCCACGGCUCGUGGUGUGCGGCCGCGGCGGCGGGCAACAGCGACGUGGACGUGUUCACGACGCGCGACCAGCUGGUGGGCAUGGCGUCGGGCAUGGCGCCGCGCGCGCGCAUCGCGGCGUACAAGGUGUUCUGGUCCAACUCCAACUCGGGCGGCAUGACGGCGGCGUGGGCGGACGUGGAGGCCGCCGUGAACUUCGCCGUGGCGGACGGCGUGGACGUGCUCAGCCUGUCGCUCGGCGGGCUGGACCCCGACGCCUCAUACUUUGACGACAUGCCAUACCUCUUCGCGAACCUGGCGAACGUGGCAGUGGUGUACGCAGCGGGCAACUCGGGCCCGCCCCAGACCGGCAGCUACAUGUACCGCACCCUCUCCAACUUCUCGCCCUUCUACCUCACCGUUGGCGCCAGCACCAUAGGCCGCCGGUACCUCACCACCAUCACCCUCGGCGACGGCACCGAGGUGCAGGGCUCCGGGUUCGGAGCCGGCGGCAGCGAGCCCGACACAGCCGGCAUCAUCGAAGGCAUAGCGGCUCGGCGGUCCGGCAUCACCAUUGGGAAAUCCGACCAGUGCCUGCCGUACUCUCUCGACCAGGCCAAGGUCGUGAACAAAUACGUGCUGUGCUCGUACGGCGGCGUGCCGACUACUGACAAGGUGGCGGAUCUUAUGAUUAAGGGCGCGAGAGGCAUUCUCCUGUUGAACAUCCCCCACGCGCUGGAGCCCUUCACGCCGUACGACGAGCGCCUCCCAGUCAUUUACCUCCCGUUUCUCGCUGCGGAUUCGCUCCGCACGUACGCGCGCUCCACGUCAUCCCCCACCGUCACCCUCUCCGUGGACUUCGAGAAGAACAUGGACCUGGCUGCGCCAGCCAUGGCGUAUUUCUCGUCUACUGGACCUGUGGCGAAUCCCUAUGCCGCUAUCUCCGCCUCCCGCCCGUGCAACGACAUUCUCAAGCCGGAUAUCACUGCUCCGGGCGUCUCGCUUUGGUCCGCGUGGCGCGGCUCGACCCCGGGAACGGAUUACGGGUUUGCCAUGAUUUCCGGGACGUCCAUGGCGACUCCGCACAUGGCGGGGAUUGUGGCGCUGAUUGUGCAGCAGCACCCCAACUGGACCCCCGCGCAGAUAUUUUCUGCAAUCAUGACUUCCGCAACUACGACUGAUACCAAGGACCAGAAGAUCCAGCUCAGCAGCGGCGCGACCGCGACCCCCUGGGAUAUGGGCGCGGGGCACGUGAACGUCGGGGGGGUGCUGGACCCUGGGUUGACUUACAACGCUGGUGCGACGGAUUAUUAUAAUUUCUUAGCCGGGCAGGGGCUGACCAAGGCGCGCGCGCUGCUCUCCACUCGAAACCGGCUUGUGUCAGUGAAGCCGUACAUGCUCAAUCGGCCCACCAUCGCUGUUUCUCGCCUGAGCAAAUCGGUUUCCGUCACGAGGACCGUCACCAACGUGGGGUCUGCGGCGUCCAAUUACACGGUUACAGUGGUUCCUCCCCAGGGGGUAACUGUUACUGUUACGCCUGCCAAGCUGUCGCUGGCUGUGGGGGGCUCGGCGACGUUUACUGUGAAAUUCUCGGUGACGCAGGCGUCGUGGGAGUUCAAGUACGGGACUCUGAUGUGGAAGGACGCGUUUGGGCAUGUGGUGAAAUCCACGAUCGCCGUGCAGCCCAUCGUCAAGGACACGGUCUCGAGUGCGCGCAAGAAGAGCAUCCGAAGGAGCUAAUUGCACCACAACGAUUUUGACAAUACACCACAUGGCAACACGGGAGCGGCAGGGUGGAGGAAGUUCGGCGGUGUAUGAGGGAGAAGAACCAACAGCAUGCUGGGUAGAUUGAUUCGCUUGGAGGCCGCACCAGAAGCAGCAACGCACACCCCUGACCUACCCGCAUGCCACAUCUGCUGGAAGUUGAUUGGGACCUCUUGUUAAAGCAUCCGUGUGAUUGCAGUUUCUCCCUCCCAGGGAGCGGGAAGAAGGGAUGGGACUGGAUUUAGUUAAGUAGGCAUGGGUAGGAGGGACUGGUGGUUUUUGGAGUUUAUGUGGUGGGUGGUUGGGCGGUGCGAGGUUCUGUGCAACUGAUUGGCUUUGGAUUUUUUUAUUUGUUUUUCUCCCUGUAACAUAACAGUUCUCUAUUUUCACCGUUUCCAUGCUGGUACUAUCUCCUGCUAGUAGAAGUUGUAGCAAUAUGGAGGCAUU
Closterium sp. NIES-67 is the source of this 3524-nucleotide messenger RNA. The record is from the annotation of a GenBank genome assembly. Lineage: Eukaryota; Viridiplantae; Streptophyta; Zygnematophyceae; Desmidiales; Closteriaceae.